GGGGGAGACAGAGCGACGACAACUCCUAGAUGACCACGACAGUUUUUCGCGGCGUGAAAAGCCAAUCUGUAGCUGUGACUUGCUACAGCGACAGGAGGACAGGAAAAAACAAAGAACAGUGCUUCAUUUUUAUUAUUUAUUUAUUUAUUUAUUCAGUUUGGUUUGGUUUUGUGCUUCUUUUUUUGCAAGAAAAUCCUGGAAGAACAUAGCCGGAAAGCUGUGCACAGGCAGGGGCUGAGCAAAGGCACCUGGCAGAGCAGGGAAGACAGGAUUAAAUGCUGGUGUUAAUAAAAAAAAAUAGAAAUAGCUAAAUUAAUUAAUCAAUUAAACACUUAGCUGUUUUCAAGCAUGUGUGCAUUUUUUACUGGAAUCGCAACGAAGCAGUGCCUUGUAUCCAUCAAAGGGAUUUUAUCUGGGCUCGCACCAGGAUGGGGAAAAACACUAAAAGACACAAAAGCACCUUUUUUUUUGGCCGUGAGAUAGCGCAAGACCCGAGUCUGCCCCUAUCUUCUCAUUAGGGAUGUAAUUUACAGGGCGGGCUGUGAGCCUGGGGGAGGCAGGAGGAUCUUGUGCCCCUCACCCGGGCACCAGGCGAGGGUGUUGGUGACCCCAAAAACUUUCAGGAGCAUUGAACGGCCGUGAGCUGAGGCAGGAAGCUCCGGCCCCGCUGCUGGUUCGCACUUCACCAGUGCAGCUCUGAGCAUUUUGGUUUCCUGUCCUCCGGACUCCAUUGUGUCCACUCCACCUGCUGUGUGUCCUCCUGCCAUGGAGGAUGAGGAUGGCUACAUGGCCUUGGACAGGCGAUGCAAGCGGGAUGCUGCGGAGAGGCCGGGACCCCUCCGGGAUGCAGGCCCUGCCACAAGGGACCCCGAGCCAGGCUUCGCCCCCCGGUGGAUUCGCACCCCCAUGCGAUCCCCCCGCUGCCUCCUCGGGGCCCUGGUGGCUGUUCUGCUGCUGUCCUUUGCGAUAUGCGGUGAGUCGACACCCCUGGGGCGUCCUUUUUCUGGGGUGCUGGGGCCUGGGGACACCCCCGUUUGGGCUCAGGGUCCCUCUCCCCCAGUGUCUUGGCUGCUGGUGGAGAGGCACCAGGGGGCUGUGGGGUGCGGGAACGCGUCGCAGGGACAAAGUUUUGCCACCCUGGGCUGCACCCACCUGGGGCUGAGGACGAGCUUGUGCCCCCCCGGAGACGGUGGGGGCUGCGAGCUGUGUCCUGUGGGGUGGACGCUGCACAGGAGGAAGUGUUUUUGGGUCACCAGCAAGAGCAGCUCCUGGAGGGAGAGCCGGGAGAAUUGCAGCCAUCAGAGAGCCCAGCUGCUGGUGCCAGAGGACCAGGGCGAGCUGGACUUCCUAAAUCGAGUCAUACAGAAACCCACACGCUACUUCUGGAUCGGCCUCUCCCAGCCCUCUGUGGGGAUGGCUUGGACCUGGCUGGAUGGCUCCCGCCUGGACCAGAGCCGGUUCAACCUGAGCACCCCGAACGCCAGCGGAGCCUGCGGGGCGCUGAGGGAGGACAGGAUCAUCUCGGAAACCUGCGGCUCCGCCUUGGCGUGGAUCUGCCAGAAAGAGGCCGUCCUGCUCUGAGCAACUUGGGAAAAAAAUAUAAAAAAAUAACAACAAAAAAAAAAAAAUUAAAAAAACACAUUUCUUUCAAAAUAAAGUCCCUUCUCACCCCUG
Messenger RNA from Anas platyrhynchos (mallard), 1674 nucleotides. NCBI's taxonomy places the organism in Eukaryota, Metazoa, Chordata, Aves, Anseriformes, Anatidae. The record is from RefSeq and is a predicted model, not a curated record.